UUGGGCGCGAUUGUUUCCGUGUUGGCGUGGUUGAUUGUGUGUGUGCGUGUGUAUGUGCACGGUGUUCGGAAAUAGGAGCAAUGUGGCAUGAUAACGCCCAGUACCGAUAGUGGUGGUGUUGCACUUGCGAAAUCUGCGUAGUAGGCUAAGCGAACUGUCAAACCCGUGCGGUGUGAAACUUCGAACUUCGAGAGACAUAACACCCUGCGAACCGAAAAAGUGGCCGAAAAGGAGUCGAAGAUGGCUGACGUUGAGUCUCAGAAGAUCUGCGGGAAGGCGAAAUCCAAGAUCACGCUGCCUGUGGCCGUCGACGGAAUGAUCCUGGUGCUAGUCGCCUGCUUCCUGAUACUGACCGAGCUGGGCCUGCUGCCGCAAGUGGUGAAACGCGGGUACUACUGCAACGAUCAAUCGAUCCAGCACGUGUACAAGGGUGACACGAUAACGACCGUGACGAUUCUGCUUAGCGGACUGGUGCCGAUUUUUAUGAUAUGGCUGUCGGAAGCGCUCCUCUACACGCCAUCGAUCAACAGCAGCAAAACCGAAACCGAAUCCCGGUGUCGCGGAUCCUGGCGCGAGGCAUGGUACUGGUCGAAAAAGUAUGGCCGUGGCCUCAUCACCAUGCUCGUCAUCAUCGGCACCGUUAAGAUUUUCCUUGGCGAGUUGCGGCCACACUUCCUGAACACCUGCCAACCGGACGUGGAGUGCAAGGGCACCGAGUAUGUCACCGACUACACCUGCACGAACAGCGACGAAAGUCUGUACUUUAUCCGCGAUGCCAGCAAAUCGUUCCCAUCGGGCCACGCCGCCAUGUCGGUGUUCGAGUCCAUCUUUAUGAUAUGGUACCUGGAGAAACGCGUGCCACGAUUGCGCUCGCUAUUCAUCAUACCGCUGUUCCAGAUGCUGCUGAUGUGCUGGGCCGUGUUCUGUUCGUUAUCACGCAUCACCGACAACCGGCAUCACUGGUGGGACGUGUUGGCCGGAUCUAUUGCGGGUUUCAUCGCGACCUUCAUGACGUGCCGAUUCGGAUGUCACAACUUCGACGCGAGCAAGCGGAAGCGGAAGUCAUCGGUGUACACGGAUCACGAUCACAAGCUGAUCAACACCGGUAGCGGCGGAAACACCAUGGGCAUGGGAACGCCACUGCACAAGGAAGAAAUUAACCUCAAUAACGUGAUCCACGCCUGACCGCGCGAGUGGAGAAAGAUCCUCGGGCAGGAGGCCGCCCUUGCUGUCCGGCAUAUUCCACACAAUCAGUAUUUUGCGCUAUGUAUUGUAUGACGACACGUUGGGUGUGUUGAGAGUUAGUUCUAGCAUUUUAGGUAUUAGGGUUUCGAGAGCGAGUUCUCUGGCUUGCUAGCUUUAGCGCGCCUUUUGCAAACAGAAGGUAAAGUAACACGUUACGGUACGUAGCGAGCCAGGAGGAACCGCGCCUCUUUCAUGUCCUUCGCGGGUAGAAACACAUCCUGCGAGAGGAACCCCUCCUGUCGAACGGUGACGGCAAUGUGAUAUUAUUCCAUAAGUAAUGAGCGUACGUGCCCAAUCCGGAAGAAAAUCGUUUUCCAACGGGCCACAGCGAGUGGUGUUUAAUUGAAAAUUAAAUUGAAGUAUAACUAUUACCGAACCCUUCAGAAGCGGAGGUCCGCGAUGAAGCAAAACAUGUGCCAAAGCUGAGGUCUGGCAAGAGGCAUAGAAACUCAGCAAGUUAGCAUGAAAAGUGCGACGAAAAUUAAGCGUUGAAUAAGGCUAAAUUAAAUUUUUCAUCACAAAAAAAAAGAUGAUUCGAGAUGCGUUUAUAUAGACAUAUACAUACUUGAAAAGUUUUAAACCAGUCACUUACACCGUUCUGGGUAGGGAGCACGGGACCGAGGUUAUAUUCUAUAUUUGCUAAGACGAAUCAUAAAACAAGUAAACUUAAGUUUUAUUAUUUAUAAACAUAAAACGGCAUCUGUGUUUUUCAUUGAAAGAAUAGUUUAAAAAGUAACAACAACCAAUUCACAGAUGUUUGGAUCUUUGGAAAGGUAUUUUUGUAAUCCAUUUAAACCAAGAAAUAUAUAAAAAAAAUUGAGAAAAAUUAAAGGAACCUUUUUGGUUCGUUUACGGGUUUGGUUUCGUUCACCGGUCCAUCGUUGCUUCCAUCGAUUGUCAUCCGAUAACGUAACGAAAAUACGUUGUAUUUUUUUGGA
Messenger RNA from Anopheles nili, 2183 nucleotides. RefSeq names its product phospholipid phosphatase homolog 1.2 homolog. Bases 241 to 1185 code for a protein of 314 amino acids. Gene Ontology annotation, biological process: phospholipid dephosphorylation; signal transduction; phospholipid metabolic process. NCBI's taxonomy places the organism in Eukaryota, Metazoa, Arthropoda, Insecta, Diptera, Culicidae. The record is from RefSeq and is a predicted model, not a curated record. Gene Ontology annotation, molecular function: phosphatidate phosphatase activity. The transcript has 6 exons.